GAGAGAGGAGGGAUGAAGAGGCUGCCGGCGUUUGUAUCCGUGACGGGGGUCUGAGCAGCUCCGUGCUUGGGACGGCCUCUUUCCCACCACAGGCGCUGUUCGCUCGGGGGAAGGGCUGUGUGUGAACGUGGAGAUGAGCUAAGCCCUGUCCCCUGGAGCGGCCUGAGCAGACGCGGCUCCCUUCCUCCCUUUCUCCUUCCCUCCUCCUGCCCCGUCCCUGCCGCCGCCGCCAUGGCUCACUCCCCCGUGCAGACGGGCCUGCCGGGGAUGCAGACUCUGAAGGCAGAUCCAGAAGAAUUGUUUACAAAACUGGAGAGAAUUGGUAAGGGUUCUUUUGGUGAAGUUUUUAAAGGAAUUGACAAUCGGACUCAGAAAGUGGUUGCUAUAAAAAUUAUUGACCUGGAAGAGGCAGAAGAUGAAAUAGAAGACAUCCAACAAGAAAUCACAGUGCUGAGUCAGUGUGACAGUCCAUAUGUAACUAAAUAUUAUGGAUCCUAUUUAAAGGAUACAAAAUUAUGGAUAAUAAUGGAAUAUCUGGGUGGAGGCUCUGCCCUUGAUCUAUUAGAACCUGGCUCGCUUGAUGAAAUCCAGAUUGCUACAAUAUUGAGGGAAAUACUCAAAGGACUUGAUUACUUGCAUUCAGAAAAGAAAAUCCACAGAGAUAUUAAAGCUGCUAAUGUACUGCUGUCUGAGCAAGGAGAAGUAAAGCUAGCAGAUUUUGGAGUAGCUGGCCAGCUAACAGAUACACAGAUAAAGAGGAACACCUUUGUGGGAACACCAUUUUGGAUGGCACCUGAAGUAAUAAAGCAAUCAGCAUAUGAUUCAAAGGCAGAUAUCUGGUCAUUAGGCAUUACAGCCAUAGAACUUGCAAAAGGAGAGCCACCUCAUUCGGAAUUGCAUCCAAUGAAGGUUUUGUUCCUCAUCCCUAAGAACAAUCCCCCAACGCUGGAAGGGAACUUCAGUAAAUCCCUCAAGGAAUUUGUUGAGGCCUGCUUAAACAAGGACCCAAGCUUUAGACCCACUGCAAAAGAGCUCUUAAAACACAAAUUCAUUUUACGCAACUCAAAGAAAACUUCCUAUCUGACGGACCUUAUCGAUAGGCACAAGAGGUGGAAAGCUGAACAAUGUCACGAUGACUCCAGUUCUGAUGACUCGGAUACUGAACAGGAUGGCCAGGCUUCAGGUGGGAGUGAUGCAGGAGAGUGGAUCUUUACAAUAAGAGAAAAGGACCCCAAGAAUCUAGAGAAUGGAGCAGCCCAGCCUCUGGAGUUGCAAAGAAAUAAGGAAAAGGAUAUCCCAAAGAGGCCUCUGUCCCAGUGUCUGUCUACAGUUAUAUCACCUUUAUUUGCAGAGUUGAAAGAGAAGAGUGAAGUGUGUGGUGGUAACACGGAUUCCAUAGAAGAACUGAGAAAGGCUAUUUAUUUAGCUGAAGAGGCUUGUCCAGGCAUUGCAGAUAAUUUGGUGUCGCACCUUGUGCAGAGGCUUCAGAGAUACUCACUGGCUGGAGGAAGUACUUCAUCCUACUGAUCUCCUGUUCCUGAUUUUUCUAAGACAACUGAAAUUCCACAGUAUCUGCAGUGAAGGCGUACACCCUAAUGUUGUUCUGCUCCUUUGUCAUUGGAAGGCCCUUUGGUGGAAGGACAUUCCUAAACAUACAAGAGUGAAAAGGAAGUCUCUCGGAUGGAGGCAGCCCUUUUCAGCAACUUAAAGCUAUAAUUUUUUAAAAAAUGAUAAUACACAUAUUCCAGGGAGGUGAUUUUUUGUAAAAUCUGAAAUGUAUAUUUAGGUUUGUGAUAGAGAAAUUGAAGAUGUUGAGAAACCUCAGGUAUCUUGCUUUAAGAAUUCCACUGGGAGAUGGCAUAUGUUGGAAUUGUGUACAGAUAUGUAUAUAAUGUCUUUUUUAACUGAAAGCCUUUCAACGUGGAUAAGGAAUCACUGUGUACAAAAUGGUAAAGUGCUUUUGUAGAUAAUGUUAGUGGGGUAAAUAUUUGACAGGCCAUAACUGAGUAUUGCCUUGCCUUUAUUACAUGUAAAUUUUGAACUCCGUGAUAAGUGACUCUUGGUUUGAUUUUCGUAUGUGAAGGAUUUGCCAUUGAAAGAGUUAAUCCUGUACCAUGGAACCUUCUACUAGUACCUCAGCGAAGACACAACUUUAUUUCUCCAGUAUUUCUUCCUUCUUAAUCUAUAUUCUGAGUGUGACUUUCUAAUUAUGGUACUAUUUCUGGUUGUUUUAAUUCACCUUGUCUCUCAAAACUUCAAGUUUAAAUUAUUCUUUUUCCUACAGAAUAAGCUCUUUUAGUUUGUCAGUUCUAAAUUGUGCCAAUGCAAAUUCUGAACACUGUGCAUUGUUCAAUUUUAUAAUAGGUGUUUGCGAAGCUUGUGGUGAAAUUCAGAUACAAUCUUUUUUUCACCUGACCAUGUUUGAAUGCUCACACAAAUAAAUUAUUACCUUAAUUUCUUCUGAAAUAUUUCCAUAAGAUGUUGGCUCUGAGCUCUCAGACAGUGGCAUGAAUUUCAUCCUCAGGCCUGUUUUUAUCAUUAAAAUGAAUGUCUUGCAGAGUAAAAUUAUCCACAGACUCAAUAUUCGGUCUUGCUGCCUAAAUCUGUGUGUCUCUUUACUGAAAGUAAUGGCUAUUGGACAGAAAGGCUGCAGAGCUGAGCCUGACUGAGUGGUGUACACCAUGUCCUAUUACUUGUCUCCCCAGAAAAAGAAGUCCAAAUGUUGAGAUUUUCGCUGUUCUCAGUGCUCCUAGUAGCUGACUCAACAUUUUAUGACUGGAAGCAGUGACAUUAGUGACACACACCGCUGAUUGGGCAGCAUUUUGGUUUUUCACACUAUUACUCUAGAUUCAUCUUGUUCUUUUUUUCACCAAGGCUAUAUUCAGGUGCUGCUUAUUCUUGUAGCUGGGAGAGCUCUUUUGCCUUGUUUUA
This is a messenger RNA of Melopsittacus undulatus (budgerigar), 2931 nucleotides long. It is a transcript of the gene STK24, whose product is annotated as serine/threonine kinase 24. The coding region runs from base 232 to 1527 and encodes 431 amino acids. Gene Ontology annotation, cellular component: cytoplasm. The record is from RefSeq and is a predicted model, not a curated record. Gene Ontology annotation, biological process: negative regulation of cell migration; protein phosphorylation. Gene Ontology annotation, molecular function: ATP binding; protein serine/threonine kinase activity. The transcript has 11 exons. NCBI's taxonomy places the organism in Eukaryota, Metazoa, Chordata, Aves, Psittaciformes, Psittaculidae.